Messenger RNA from Daldinia vernicosa, 2033 nucleotides. RefSeq names its product S-adenosyl-L-methionine-dependent methyltransferase. Lineage: Eukaryota; Fungi; Ascomycota; Sordariomycetes; Xylariales; Hypoxylaceae. Gene Ontology annotation, biological process: tRNA wobble uridine modification. Gene Ontology annotation, molecular function: tRNA binding. The transcript has a single exon. The record is from RefSeq and is a predicted model, not a curated record. Gene Ontology annotation, cellular component: nucleus; cytoplasm. The coding region runs from base 716 to 1951 and encodes 411 amino acids.
UUACAUAUUACAUAUGAUUUAUGACUAGGUAUGUACUUGAUCGAUAUCGGAUUGGGACGUAACACAAACUAUACAUUAGCUGCAUACUUUAGGCACAUUAGUUAUAGGGCUUCCAAAGUCACACAGAAAUAAAAUCGAUAUAUAAUAGCAGCGUUAUAUAAGUAUAUAUACCCAAAGUACUUAAAUACAUCCCAUAAUCAACGAUCUAGCCUCGGGGGUCAUUGUCAAACACCCCCACUCACCUACCCGCCAAGUGAGCAACUCUACCGGGUUACUGGAACCUUCACCUCCUUACCUUAUAAGUUUAUCCCAACGACAGCAGGGCUUGCUGUACUACAGCGAGCAUAUACCUGGUUUAGUCAGAAAUACCCACGUACGUAACUUAGGUAUUUUAUACGCUACCUACCCUUGUGCUACCUAGGUAUGUAUACCGAAGCAAUAUCGAGUUAUGAGGUCAUGUAUAUAUUCAUGUAUAUAUGUACCAUCUAUAUCUGACUCUGCCCUUGUAUCUCGGUCUCGAUUUGAUCCCCAUCCCUACGCUGCACCUACACUGCACGCACAUAUGCAUGCAUCAUCUAAAUGCACGCCCCCCCACCCCUCCCCCCUCCCCUUGACUUACCCUGUACAAUACAUAUUAUCCUUACUCUGCCUAGAUCCAGCACCAGCAUCAAGCAACUUACACGCCAACCAACCAUAGGCUCGCGCGCGCACCACCAUGCAGCAGCAGAAGCAGCAGAAGCAGCAGCAGCAAGAACAAACGCAGAAACCUGAUCCAGGCUGUGCAGAAAGUGAAAGUGGGAUGGAACAGCGGCUAGACCGCGGCGAAAGCAGCGAUGAUCCCGCACAUCUUAGCGCCAGCAGUAACUCUUGUUCUGCAUCUACCGUUACCGUUGCCGACGGCACCGUGCCCAGAGAAGCGGUCACUCUGGACUGUCUGACCGGUGGGCAAGAGUCCCACCACCACCAACAAGAUGUCCGGCUUCAACGCCAGCCGAUGCACGACGCUACGCCCUCCACCUCCACCGGUUCGCAUGGCGCGGCUAUACGAGACGGACAAGACCACGUUUCCUCAUCAACUGGUGCUCGAACUAACUACCCCAGUUCCAGCCCUAACGCUGACACUGCCGCUGCUGCUAGCGCAAUGGGCGCGAAUUCCGCCGAGUCCUACGAGCAGCAGCAUGUGCAUAGCGUAUACGAGACUAUCGCGUCGCACUUCUCUGCUACGCGGUACAAGCCCUGGCCCUUCGUCGCAUCCUUCCUGUCGUCGCUGCCCCCCGGCUCCGUGGGUCUAGACGUCGGCUGCGGCAACGGCAAGUACUUGGAUGUGAACCGGGACAUCGUGAUAAUCGGCUCGGACCGUAGUGCCAACUUGGCACGGAUAGCCCAAGACCUAAAAACCAAGGGGACCAAUGGUGGUGCCGACGUAGUAGGCGUCGCAGACGGACUAGCGCUUCCGUUUGGAGGCGGCGCGAGACGCGUCGAUUUCGCCAUUUGCAUCGCGGUUAUCCAUCACCUGUCGACGCGCGAGCGGCGCGUCGAGGCCCUGCGGGCCCUACUCGACUGCGUCCGGCCGCGCAGCGGCAAGGUCAUGGUAUACGUCUGGGCGCUGGAACAGGGAACCAGCCGCCGCGGGUGGGACGAGACUGCAGAUCAGGACCAGCUAGUGCCGUGGGUUUUCAAAUCCAAGAAGCAGAAGGCGGGAGGAGAAGAGGCUAGUAAUAAAAAGGAAAACAGCAAUAAUGCCAGCAGCGCUGCGAGCGGCGGGAGUACUACAGGGGUCGCAGAUGCUACGUAUCAACGAUAUUACCAUCUAUACAGAAAAGGAGAGCUGGAAGAAGAUGCCAAGGCAGCUGGAGGCGAGAUUGUAGAGAGCGGCUACGAGAAAGACAAUUGGUGGGUUAUAGCGAGUCCCAGAGAAGAAUACUCGUCGCCGUCUAUAGAAUCUCGAUAGCAACAAAUAGCAAUAGCAAUAUUGCUACUAGUAGUAAUGAUCACGCUGUCAAGUUACACAAGUAGGCAGCCAUGGAACUAAA